Messenger RNA from Labeo rohita (rohu), 2234 nucleotides. It is a transcript of the gene s100z, whose product is annotated as S100 calcium binding protein Z. NCBI's taxonomy places the organism in Eukaryota, Metazoa, Chordata, Actinopteri, Cypriniformes, Cyprinidae. The coding region runs from base 330 to 1802 and encodes 490 amino acids. The record is from RefSeq and is a predicted model, not a curated record. Gene Ontology annotation, molecular function: calcium ion binding. Gene Ontology annotation, cellular component: cytoplasm. The transcript has 5 exons.
UAGAUUUGCAAGAAAAGACACUUUAUACAUUCAAGGAGCAGGACGCUUUCGCUGGGAAUGUGCUGCUUGCUUCUCUACUGGUUUGUUAGUACUCGGUCUGCAGUUCAGGGAGAAGAUGAAUAGCGGCGGGGAACGUGCGAGACAGGGCGGGACAGAUGGAGUGAAGAGAGAGAUGCGAGCAAGGGUGUGAAAAGCAAAGCAGAGCCUCAGGCUUCCUUUUCGUCCUUUUCUUUCUCCAUUUUUGUCUUCACAGGAGCCGGCAUGGUCGCGGUUCCCCCCAGCCAGUCCCAGUGGGCGAAGAAGGGCGCAAAGUUGGUGGCCGGCUGCUGAUGGUGAGCAUCGUGACGCACCGCUCCGGCCCACAGGCCGAAGGGAACCAGACGAUGCAUCGCCCAAGGGAAGUCGUAGCCGCAGUGGUCCUCGGUGGACACCCAGAUGUUGAACAGCAUGAACGCCCAGGCGGUGAGACAGUGGCACUGGAGGAGCAAAGGAUCCAUGGUGGUCCAGAAACCCACGCUGAAGAGCUCCCAAGCAGACAGGUAUUGCGUAACCAGGCUGAAGGGUUGCCGAUACUGGUGGUGGAGCGCGUGGAAGGUGCGGUAGAGCCAGGCGACGCGGUGAUGCAGCAGGUGCCACAAGUAGUACUGGAAGUCGAAGACCACUGUGCAGCCCAAGAUUCCCAGCAGGAAGGCGGUGAGCGUGGGCGCCUCGCGGGGGAGCGGCACGGGCGGCCGCCAGAGCCACUGGGCUACGGCGGCUGGGAAGAUGUAGAGCAGAUGGUUGUACGUGGUGAGCGCCAAAGUGGAGCCGAUGUUGGACCAAGUGACGGUGCGGUCCUGGUGGAUCUGGUAGCGUCGGAUGGAGGGCCAGGUGGGCGCCAGCAGGUCCAGCACGGUGUAGAAGAACACCAGCACCAGGUACAUGGACACCGAGAGGACGACGGGAAACAGCGGCGAGCGCAAGGUGCUUUCGUGGUUCUCCUGAAGGUAAUCCCACAUGGGCUGCAGGACGGAGCGCUCCGACAGAGCCCAGGUUGCGUUGCUGACGUCCAGCACGCCACGCAGACCGCCGGGAUUCAUGUCAAGCUACGUGUUGUUGAUGCAACAGCCAGGCUGCUGUUACUCCUGCGGCGUGAUGCUCAAACAAAGCCACUACAGCUUGACGGAGGUUUCAAAGAGCCUUCAGGAGCACCAGGAUUAGCUGUCCGGUACUGUAGCUGCUCAACUUGCUCAUCAUCAUCUGGUUGCAGAGGCCAUCGCUCUUUUAUUUGGAGUGUUUUCAGUGCAGGUGUGCGGCAGGGUGCGGAUCGAGAUCACAGGGUUACUAUGGUGCAACACCUGAGCUAUCAUACAUCGUCACAACAACAGAGGAGGGUCUUUCCUCCACAGGUUAUCUCAAAAACAGCUUCACCCACUCUUGAAAACAGUUUGUUCACCAACACAAAGUUCACUUCUCGGCUCUCAACAAGGUAUUCUGCAGCAGUAAUGCCCAGUAAACUGGAGGGAGCCAUGGAUGCGCUCAUCACCGUCUUUCACAACUACUCGGGGAGCGAGGGAGACAAAUACAAACUCAGUAAAGGAGAGCUGAAGGAACUUCUCAACAGCGAACUCACCGACUUCCUCACGUCUCAGAAAGACCCCAUGCUGGUGGAGAAGAUCAUGAACGAUCUGGAUUCCAACAAGGAUAACGAGGUCGACUUUAACGAGUUUGUGGUUCUGGUGGCGGCGCUGACGGUUGCGUGCAAUGACUUCUUCCAGGAACAACAGAAGAAGAAAAGCAAAGAUGAAAAGAAAGACAAAUGAAACAGAUGCAUGAAAAUACCUGCGAGUGUAAAGCUUUAUGAUGCAUUAAACCGUUAAACCAGCCCACGUCUUCAUGCCAUUUACUCAACCUGUGGUUUGUAUCAAAAGCAAACUGAUCAUUAAAUGUAAUAAAUUAUAUAUUUCAGGUAUUUAAAAUGACAUUGUUUUUUUGUUUUUUUUUAAAUAAAGAAUGUACUUAUAAACUGAAAGCUGGACUUUAUUAUCAUGUGUAGAAUGCAGUGUGUAGACGUCUAUGUUCUCUGCUUCUAUGUUCAUCUUAUGUUUUUUCAUUCAUUAAAUCAUAAAAUCUAAGCUGAACCAUGCUGUUUUUCUCAUUUCACUGGCGCAUAAUAUUUUCAGUCUGCUGUAUAUUAUGAUAUUUCAAAACAAUAAAAUUUUAUUAAUUGAAAAAAGAAGUAUAUGUAUUUUAGG